CACAGAGUCAUACUGUUGUCGUCUAACUGGACAGUAAACACACACACACAGUCACAGGAUGGCCACCGCGUCGCCUCGCCGAUGUCCAACGCCUCAGACCUUCAUCAUCGUCCUCUUCGUCCUGUCAGGUGGACACCUGUCGUCUGUUUCCUGUUUUAAAGUGGCGGAGGGGGGCGUGGCCUCUCUGUCCUGUCACUACUCAGUGAAGCGUUACGGUCUGAGCCGGGUCUGCUGGGGUCGCGGCUGCGGGACCUUCUGGUGCAACAACAUCCUGGUGCAGACGGACGAGAACGGCGUCAUCUCCAAGGUGGCAGACCGGUACCGGCUGAAUGGGGACGUCCUGGACGGACAGAUGGACCUGGACAUCCUGAAUGUGAGGCGGACAGACAGCGGGCCGUACUGCUGCAGGGUGGACAUCGACGGGAUGUUCAACGACAAGAAGGUGAUCAUGAACCUGAGAGUAGUCAAAGCUCCGGUCACCAGUUCACCUCCAACCACAACAACAGCAACAACCAAUCGAGUGACGGAGCCGUUCACCUCCACAGUAAACUGGAAAUCUCUGCUGUCGUCUCAACUGGACCUUCUGAGGAGGAACUCCACCCGGCUGCUGUCCGACACCGUCACU
Messenger RNA from Morone saxatilis (striped sea-bass), 625 nucleotides. It is a transcript of the gene timd4, whose product is annotated as T cell immunoglobulin and mucin domain containing 4. Lineage: Eukaryota; Metazoa; Chordata; Actinopteri; Moronidae. The record is from RefSeq and is a predicted model, not a curated record.